GGUGAAAAGAGAGUGUGGGUGGGUUUGAUUUAAAACCUGAAGUGAGUAGUUGCAGUUGCGUUCUUUGAAGCGAAGAAAAUGGAGCAGGUACAAAACGGCGGUCGUUUCGACCUAAUAAUCCUGGGGGCCUCAGGCUUCACAGGCAAAUACGUUCUCCGAGAAGCCCUAAAGUUCCUCAACGCCCCAUCCUCGCCUCUCAAAUCCAUAGCCAUAGCGGGCCGCAGCCCUCAAAAACUCAACCAAGCCCUCGAAUGGGCCUCGCGGCCCAACCCCCCGCCCACUGUCCCCAUCCUCACCGCCGACACAUCCGACCCGCCAUCCCUCCGGGCCCUCUGCGCCCGCACGGCCCUCCUCCUCAACUGCGUCGGCCCCUUCCGCCUCCACGGCGAGCCCGUCGUGGCCGCCUGCGCCGACGCCGGCUGCGACUACCUCGACAUCUCCGGCGAGCCCGAGUUCAUGGAGCGCGUGGAGGCGACGCACCACGAGCGGGCGGCGGAGAGCGGCGCGCUGGUGGUCUCCGCCUGCGGCUUCGACUCGGUGCCGGCGGAGCUCGGAGUGAUGUUCAACUCGCGGCAGUGGGUGGGGCCCGCGGUGCCGAACAGCAUGGAGGCUUACGUAGCGUUGGAGUCGGAGAAGAGGAUUGUGGGUAACUUCGCCACCUACGAGUCCGCGGUGCUCGGCGUCGCCAAUGCGCACAAGUUGCAGCAACUCAGAAGGUCCCGGCCCAGAAGACCUAGGCCUGUGAUUCCUGGACCUCCUCCUUUAAAAGGAGAAACUAUAGAGAACCAGAAGAAAAUAGGCCUCUGGGCAGUGAAGCUACCUUCAGCAGAUUCAACUGUAGUUCGAAGAACACUAGCAAUUCUAACAGAAAACUCCCAUGGUCUCCCUGGGCUGAGCGAGAGUGCUGAGGCGGUUGUGAAAAGGGAAGCCUUCUGGUCCUCUGUAAAGCCAGCUCAUUUUGGUGUGAAAAUAGGCUCAAAAUCAUUGUUGGGCAUUCUCCGAAUCACGAUGGUUGGAGUUUUCAUUGGUCUUUUAGGAGGCAUUGGUUUUGGGAGGUGGCUUCUUCUGAAAUUUCCUUCAAUAUUCAGCCUUGGUUGGUUCAGGAAGAAGGGCCCUACUGAAGAGGAGGUUGAAAGUGCUUCCUUCAAGAUGUGGUUUGUAGGACAUGGUUUUAGUGAUGAGAGUGUGGCUUCACAGGGAAACGUAAAACCUGACAUGGAAAUUAUAACAAGGGUAAUGGGACCUGAAAUUGGAUAUCUGACCACGCCAAUAAUUCUUAUUCAGUGUGCUCUUGUUCUUCUCAGCCAACGCAACAACCUUCCUAAAGGAGGAGUUUACCCUCCUGGGAUCGUCUUUGGUCCAACUGAUCUCCAGGAAAGACUUCAACAAAAUGGAAUAUCCUUUGAUAUCAUCUCAAAAAGCAAUAUUUCUUCUUGACUGUUGCAGUUUCAUAGAAUAUAUACACUUCUUAGAAACUGAGUUAUCAUGACUGAGUGGGGGAGAUACUAUUAGUAUUUGUUUUGUUUGACAAAGUUUUAUAAAGAUACUACUGCUAUAUAGAGAUUUGGCUUGAUCACCAUUUGAAUCAUCUUUUAA
Cajanus cajan (pigeon pea) is the source of this 1596-nucleotide messenger RNA. RefSeq names its product Saccharopine dehydrogenase. Gene Ontology annotation, cellular component: plasma membrane; lipid droplet; mitochondrion. Gene Ontology annotation, biological process: glycolipid biosynthetic process. The record is from RefSeq and is a predicted model, not a curated record. NCBI's taxonomy places the organism in Eukaryota, Viridiplantae, Streptophyta, Magnoliopsida, Fabales, Fabaceae.